GACGUAAUGUGAACAAAAUGAAGAGAGAAGAAAGAGGCUAAGAAUAGAACCAUCUCAUGCUCCUGAAACCACGCUAAGGACGCUGCAGGCGCCGAUUGUGGUAUUUGGAUAAGCGCUACCGACCCACCAACCACCGUGCAGCAUUUCCCAACCAACUUCCCAGCUUUCGAGAUGAACGAAGACCUUUACAAUGAGGUCGAGGCCAUCAAUUCCAUUUAUGGAGAUGCGUCUCUCGUUGCUACCAGCGAGCAGUAUGUCUUUGUGUUACAACUUCCUCAGCACGAUACCUCGCUGAGAGUGAGCUUUCCUCCCGACUACCCCUCCAGCCCGCCGUCAGUUCUCGGCACAGAGAGCUCUGGAGGUCACUCCCGCAAAGGCGAUGCUGCGCAUAUCGUCGACGUCUUCCGCGAUGCUCUCGGAAGGCUUUACCAGCCAGGCGAAGUCUGUUUGUUCGAUGUCAUCGAGGAAGUAAACAGCAGUACCUCAGCACCAGAUGUGAUACGUGUACUGGAACCUGGGGACUCGCAUGAAAACGAAAAUUCCAUAGGCGGCAAUACACCAAGAAUCGAAGAUAACUCGCCACUCGAGCAGCAUGUUCCAUGGACCCUGUCGGACAUUGUGGUAGAGAUGAAGUCCGUAUUUGUUGCACGAGCUGCCCCAGUCUCCUCGCCCGAUCAAGCCAAACAAUAUCUCCAACAUCUGCUGGACAACGACAAGAAAGUCCGCUCUGCAACACAUAAUAUAACGGCCUGGCGUAUCAAGGGGGCUAACGGAGUAUCAUAUCAAGACUGCGACGAUGAUGGAGAGACGGCUGCGGGAGGACGUGUGCUUCAUCUGAUGCAAUUGAUGGAUGUCUGGAAUGUUAUGGUAGUAAUUACCAGAUGUGCGUCAUUCGGGCAGAGCCAAACCCUCGCCUCCUACCACCAGUGACCCUGGAACACCUGAGUUCCAAAAAUCAUCGCGAGACCUGUGUAUACAUGAGUAAUGGCUGACUGUCUGCUUAUUGCAGGGUACGGUGGUCAUCAAUUAGGGCCCAAGAGAUUUAGCAUCAUCAAUACAGUUGCGCGGGACUCGUUUGUGAAGGGAGGUUUUGUGCAGGAAGAAAAUUCGGCGGCCAAGAAGAAGGGGAAGCGUUGAAGGACUGGAAGGUGAACUAUUGGGCAAACGACCCAGCAUCGAAACUAUCGAAUUCUCGUGUCUAAGGACACUUUGCAGAAGACAUGUGGUGGUCAUGAUUCAGAAGUCAAACAUCACUUACAGCAUCAUCCAGGCCAUACGAUUAGUAGUAUGGGUUAGGUGGCUUAGGGAUUUGGGUUGAGCGAAAUGUGAGGAAGUAUGGCACUGGAAAUGGCAAGACAGGAGCAACCUCAUGAAUGGAAAGUGGAGUCGAGCCAAAAGCAUGCGGACA
Messenger RNA from Cadophora gregata, 1408 nucleotides. RefSeq names its product eIF2 kinase Gcn2p negative regulator (gene YIH1). The transcript has a single exon. Bases 172 to 930 code for a protein of 252 amino acids. Gene Ontology annotation, molecular function: protein binding. Gene Ontology annotation, cellular component: cytoplasm. Gene Ontology annotation, biological process: regulation of translational initiation. NCBI's taxonomy places the organism in Eukaryota, Fungi, Ascomycota, Leotiomycetes, Helotiales, Ploettnerulaceae. The record is from RefSeq and is a predicted model, not a curated record.